This is a messenger RNA of Mitosporidium daphniae, 1830 nucleotides long. RefSeq lists its product as uncharacterized. The record is from RefSeq and is a predicted model, not a curated record. The coding region runs from base 1 to 1830 and encodes 609 amino acids. Gene Ontology annotation, cellular component: UTP-C complex; CURI complex; small-subunit processome. Gene Ontology annotation, biological process: tRNA export from nucleus; rRNA processing. NCBI's taxonomy places the organism in Eukaryota, Fungi, Microsporidia. The transcript has a single exon.
AUGAAAAACCUGGCUUACGAUGCAGUGGUAGUUUUUGACAUCUCAAAGGACAGCAUUUCAUACGCGAACUCCGUUUUGGACACUGAAACAUCGCUUUCGCAAUACAUUUUAAAUGUGCUUCAAUAUGGGCUAUCCAGCCGGGUAAGAGGCAUUUGUGAAUUGGAAAAUGCCAAGGUCUCCAAAAAACUUGCUUUUGGUCUUUUCUUCGAGCCGGACCAGAUAUUUAGGCUUGUUGAUAAGGGGCCCAGUCCUUCAGACAAUCCAAAUGCAGCAGAGUCUUUUAGGAAAUUUUGGGGGCCUUCUAAAAGCCAACUGAGGAAGUUCCAAAAUACCAACAUCAUCGAAUGUGUUGUAUGGGAUGCACCUGAAAUCAAAACCGAUAGAAGCAAAAUUUUGAAGGCCAUGGUUCAACAUAUGAUGGAGGUGCAUUUAAAGCUGGAUCCGGGAAAAAUACAGAUUUGUGGACUGGAAUUGCUGCCUUUAAGUGAUGUCCUUUCGCAGCCAUUAGAUAAAGCGGAUGGAUCCUCGCUUUUGAACGGCUCAUUUUCAAAGCUAAAAACAUCUAUUAUGGGCCUGGAAAGCUCGCUUGCUAUCCAGUCGAUUCUUCCAAUCUCCUCGUCCAUGAGGGGCUCGAUUUACACCGAUUUUCCACACCUCCCAAGCCCUAGUGCGUAUUUGUCUUUGUGUAAAGAAAAUAUAAAUGUCAAGCAGGCUUUCAUUCCUGUGCACACCGUGCUUUUAAUACUAGAAACAUCGAACAGGUGGCCAACGGAGCCAAAGGCGUUCCAUGCCAUGGCUACCGCGUUUUUGGGCAAUCUUGGUGCUGGGAUCCAACGCACAACGCCAGAUUUGGUUCCGUCAAUUUCAACAAACGGUGCCGGACCCUCUUUUAUGGAUGUAUUUUGCAGCGGAUUUGUCUUCCGGUGCUACCUAGACCUUGGUUUCGCCUUUCACCAACCGGCAACAUGGCUUUCUUUAGAAAACAAAUCUAUCCGUCUGCUUCCAAAAGAGGAAACAUUGCAGAAGGAUGUAAUUCAUCUUUCUCUGUGGAGAGAAUUGAGCGAUCAUUUCCCCUUCAAAACAAAUGCAAAUUGGAUGUCAAAGUGCAACGAGUUUAGUUUUCUAAUUUUCACGGAAGCACUAGCUCAUGAUUCGUUUGUGAAAAACUCUAUUUAUGCAAUGCAUCCAAAGCCUAUUCUUGAUGGGAUAAAGCUUUUGCUACUUUGGAUUUCCAAUAAAAGGCUGAGCGAUUUUUUUCCAUUCGAAGCUGUCGAAAAAAUUGUCAUCGAAUCUAAUAUGGUGCCAGCUCGAAAUGAGGAUGACAGUGCCCAAUCGGCAAAGGAGACUCACCAAAUCAGUAUUUUUGAUCCAUCAAGCAAAAAUAAAACAACAUCUCAGAGUAUGGGGACAUUUCCUACCUCACCAACUUCAGCCUUCAUCAAUUCAAUCCACUUUCUAGGUCAGCAGGAGAAUGCGCCUAUUUUGGAAAAAAUUGGCGUUUCCAUCUCCGACUUUUCAAUUAUUUCUCAAUUGGCCUUAAAAUCUCUCUCAGUUGCAUCCCUGCUAUUUACAUCCCCCCCAAAAAGGCCCCUCCCUUCCGAGUCACUGCUUUUGGAAAUGUUCAAGGUCAACGAUUUUUUUGAUUUUUCUAUUUCCUUCGAAUCGGGGAAAUUCUUAUCUGACAUUAGGGAGUCAAUUGUUUGUGACAUCGAGGGGAUUAAACAAACCCAAGAGGAUAUUCUAUCAUCCUUAAUGCUCCCGGGGUUUAAUCCGCUCUCCAUUGUUUCCAACUUGAUAAAGGUAUCCUCGUUUAAAUUUACUGUUCCCUAG